Molecule: messenger RNA, 1714 nt
Organism: Oreochromis niloticus (Nile tilapia)
Lineage: Eukaryota; Metazoa; Chordata; Actinopteri; Cichliformes; Cichlidae
Product: beta-1,3-galactosyltransferase 2
Exons: 2
Coding region: 244-1236 (330 amino acids)
Biological process (GO): protein O-linked glycosylation
Cellular component (GO): Golgi membrane
Molecular function (GO): N-acetyl-beta-D-glucosaminide beta-(1,3)-galactosyltransferase activity
Source: RefSeq, a predicted model, not a curated record
ACUCAGGGUGUGGAGUUUACCUGUUUGAUCUCCCUGUGGUCACCCGUUGUAGGAACUCUCUGGAGUUUAUCUAAAUUCAAAUAAAAAGAGAAAUAGAAGAGCGCUUUUCACAAACAAGCGGAUGGAAAUCAAGGAACAACACAACCUACGUCAGUUUGUAUCCCCGUGCUGAAUAAACGCUCCAUCCACGCUUUACUUCGUGCUCCGAUUUAAUGCCGAACGCUGGGGACAAAAACAGUUUUCAUGGACAACAAGAAGAGGCACCUAAAAGGCAUCUUCAUUUGCAUUGCAGCAGCAGUGACUUUCAUCCUUUUCAAUCUGAAUCCCAAGAAAGUGUUACUGGAUAGGAACAUUCCUUAUCAAGCAGCAUCAGCAGAGCCACGUUGGGAGGAUCCAGGACCAUAUCAUGUGGCCUACCCACGAAACUACAAAUUCAUCAUGGAUGACACGCCCACAUGCAGGACCACAACUCCUUUCCUUAUUCUGAUGGUUCCUGUUGCACCCGGUAAUGUGGCAACUCGGAAUGCCAUCCGACAGACGUGGGGAAAUGAGAAGCUGGUUCUGGGUCAGCGGGUAGAGACUGUCUUCAUAGUGGGCCUCCCUGGUGGAAGUGAUGCUGAACAUCAGCAAGAGAAGCUACAGCAGGAGAAUCAGCAAUACCAUGACCUGAUUCAGAGCAACUUUCAGGACAGCUACUAUAAUCUGACUAUCAAGACUAUGGUCAUGCUGGAGUGGCUGGCUGCACACUGUACUAAGGCUUCCUUUGUCAUGAAGAUCGACUCCGAUGUGCUACUCAAUGUCCCGAAUCUGGUGAAACUGUUGGUGGAUCCUAGCACAGCUAAACAAAACUAUAUGACUGGGCUGGUUUGGUGGCAUAGUCCCGUUUUAAGGAACCCAUUUAUAAAGUUCUACAUGCCUCGAUCUGUGAUUGCUGAAUCAGAGUACCCCCCGUAUCCGCUCGGCUUUGCCUACGUCAUGUCACUAGACCUUCCUGGGAAGAUCUUGGAAGUGUCACCUCAGAUCAAACCGAUCUACAUUGAAGAUGCUUACCUCGGCAUGUGUCUGAAACGCCUGGGCGUAUCUCCUACUGACCCUCCUGAAGAAACAAUGUUUCUUGUCAAGCCCAGCCAUUCUCUGAGCAGCUGCAGUCUUUCAAAGUUGAUCGCUUCUACUACAACAAGCAUGUUUCAGAUGAAUGGCUACUGGGAGAGGAUCAAACGGGGAGUUCAGUGCUGAACUUAUUCCAAAAAGGUAUUGUUUAUGGUUGUAGGAUUUUGGAUCAUGGGAGUGGGAACCUCAAUCUGGCCAGUGGUGAAAACAAAAAUGAAAUAUUGCAUAUUUAUUAUGUGGCAAAAUGGAGACACCUUUGUUACAUCUGGUCAAAUCUGAUCAUUAGGCCAAGUUAAUAUAUAUACUUUUUCCUUUGAAAAAGUUCAACAUAUUUAAUUGAAGCAUGGGUUGUGAGAGGCUUUUUUGCAGGGGUUAGUAUUAAGAGUAUAUUUAUAUAUUUACAUCUUAGAUCUCUGUGGUGAUAUUGAAUUUGCAAAUGAUAAGAUGAUACUGUAAUCCACUUUUUAUUGAAGUCAGCCAGGCCUCCUUUGUCCUCAGCUCAAGUGUGAGAUGUUUGUUACUUUUAUAUCCUCUUGUAUUUAAGUUUUCCAGCUCUUUUGUAUUUCUGUACUUUUUACUCUCCGGCCUGUGUUUGUCUUUUAUA